Podarcis muralis (Common wall lizard) is the source of this 1415-nucleotide messenger RNA. RefSeq names its product cystin 1 (gene CYS1). The record is from RefSeq and is a predicted model, not a curated record. Lineage: Eukaryota; Metazoa; Chordata; Lepidosauria; Squamata; Lacertidae.
GGCUGAAAAUAAUUCCAACUUCGCUUUUCUCCCUUUAAACCGGAGCUGGAAAUCCAGCUCCUUUGCUUGCUACCGUUUUCGUCCUUAAGUUAGAAACAAAAACGCUUAACUUUGUGAUCAAGGGAAAGAUAUAUAUAUUUCCAAGGACGAGGCGAGGAGCCAGGAUCCCACCCGCCCUCUCUCUGCCUCCGCCCGCCAAGCCCCAGCAACAGUUGAGCUCUGGAACCCGAACGAUGGGUCUGCCGGAGGAGCAGCGCUAGGCAGGGGCGGCCGCGAGCCACACAGCCGGGCUGCGGCGAUGGGCACGGGCAGCAGCAGGCCGGGGAAAGGGCGCAGCUCGGUGAAGCCCUGGCGUGGCCGGGGCAGCGGGAGCAUCAGCGCCCCCGCCAGGCAGGGCCGAGCAGAGGAGGAGCAGGGCGCGGAGCCCAGGUGCUAUAGCCAAACGCCGGCGCGCGCCACCACCUCGCCGUCGGCGGGCGAGUCCGACUCGGACUCGGAGCUUCUGGACCGGGUGCUGGAGGAGUGCGGCGACGAGGGGCUCGGGCAGCCGACGGGGCGACGCCGCCGCCCCCUCCUCCUCGAGGCCGCCAGGGAUGGCUGCUCCCGCCCGGCAGAGGGCAGCGGCGAGGAGGUCUUUUCAGCAAGAUCCACUCCAGGCCUAGAGAGCAACAACUUUGCCAACCAGCUGCCACUCAAGAAGCUUGAGAGGCAGGCCAAGAUAUCCUACGAUUACUCCGAAGAGGAGCUGAUGGCAACGAUUGAGCAGGAAUACUGUCGCUGAAGGCUGUUGUGGGCUGUGCCAACAGUGACCUGUGAACAAGCUCACUAUGGGGCGAGAUAGUUGAAGCUGCAGCGGUGUUUCUCAGAAAGGUGUUUUCUCUGGGAUGGGGUGGGGAGGGGUGGGGAAGGCAAGAGCAGAGAAGAGGGCAUGCCACCAUCCAAGAAGGCUGGUAGAAUCCUCAAACAGGCUGGAGAAGCUUCUGCAGAGUUCUCUCUGCCAUUAUGUCAGGAUGUGGCCUUAUAGGGACUCUCGUUGUGCUCAUUUGGGAAAAUACAUCUCCAAAGCUGGCGCACCUACAGGCGGAAUGUCAAGUUUUCCUGAUAUCUUAAAAUUAUGACUUAUGAAGGCACCAUCACCUUCGUCCUCAGAGUCUUGGGAGACAUGCAAGGGACUUGAAUCCUUGUUUUCGACUGUCUGCUCUUUUGCCUUUCCUGUGGGCCAGCUUUGAUCCUGUCAGACCCCAAGCACUAACCUGUACAUUAUUAAAGCAUAUAUUCCCAGCAAAUUGUACCAGCCUCUUGUAGUUAUAAGAUUCUCCGUGGUCACUGGAAUGAAUCGGAAGGAAAUUUAUCAGCCAUGCGUCCAAGCUAAAUGCUAACUCUUGACAAUAUUAAAACAGGCACUAUUUCCUCUA